CCGGAAGAAGGUCGAGUUAUACGCCAGAUUUAACUAAUAACGCCACAGUACACCGAAAUGGUUGUUUUGUUUUUUUCUUUCAAGUACUUAAAUGUGUAAUACAUGAAUAGCAAUGUCAAAUUAUACUAUUAUUUGCUGGGAAACGUGACCAAUCCCGGGGCAGAGAGAAGUGCCCAUACCCGGAAGUGGUCAGUGUGCCGCUUUACGGGCUGCUGGGGUUGCCAAGGGAAACGAGUGAUCUGCGGCGUGUGAGGCGGGAAGUCAGAGGUCAAGGAUGGAACCGGACAAAUCCCUGCUGUCGGCAGAACUAAAUUCAGAGAUGGAGGAAGCUCUCUAUGAACACAUGCUUCUGCAGGCAAAACAAGAAAUACAAAAUAGGCUACCAAUCCCACAGGUAUCAAAACAAAUCCGACCCCAGCCUGGCUUUUGCAUAAAGACUCAUACAUCAAAAAAUGAAAAGAUCUUUAUUAACAUCUGUAAGUCCAGUCAAAUCCCAGCAGCCCCCGACCUCAGUGAGCAGGAGCUUGUGACGAUCUUGGAAUCGGAUGAUCCCUCUGGAUAUCGUGUCCCUAUGAGCAUUGGAGAACCCCAUGUUGAAGUAGACAAUAGUGGAAGUGGUUGCACAGCCUAUGACAUUGUGAUAAACAGUUCUUUCUUUGACAAGAUUAAGAAUAAUGAACUUUUUAGGGAAUUCUUCAUCACAGUGGCAAUGGAAGGGUUAGAAAACAAAUAUGCGCUGGAACUUUCUAGAGAAUGGCGAAUGCUGAAAAAUCGAAAGUUCAUGGGAUCCAUAUUCGAUCAAAAUAUAAGAACAACUUCCAAACCUAUGAUUCAAGAGAUGGAUACAAAGUCCUCACAACCAGUUGCAAGCAAAACUCUUAUUUCUGAAGUCACAAGCUCACCAGAGGUACCAGAAUUUACAAUAAUUGCAGAGCCUUCGGAAGGGCACCCAACUUUUCUUGUGGCUGAAAUAUCUUUGCCUAAAGUGUCCUCUAUCCGAUCUCUUGUACUAGACCUUGGUGAAGAUCGGAUUGUAUUAUUGGGACGUCCUGACUUGUAUAUUAUGGAUAUCUUCAUUCCCUACAAUAUUGUCCAGGAGGAAAGCGGUGCUCAGUUUAACAAAGAAACAAAGGUGCUGACAAUUACGAUGCCAGUCCAACCAGCAUAGCAAGGAGCUGCGGAAGGCUUAGCUUUUUAAAAUCUGUCUUUAUUAUUGAUCCAGUGGAUUCAAAUUGGAGAUUUUGGACUCUACAUCGCUACUUUGUAACAUGUUCUUCAGCUUUGAGUCAGUUUGGAUUCAAAGUUAAAUGCAUCAGCAAUUUUGUAAAUAAAUGUUAAUUAACGUGAA
Messenger RNA from Rana temporaria (common frog), 1348 nucleotides. RefSeq names its product PIH1 domain containing 1 (gene PIH1D1). Gene Ontology annotation, cellular component: R2TP complex; cytoplasm; ribonucleoprotein complex. The transcript has 11 exons. Gene Ontology annotation, biological process: box C/D snoRNP assembly; rRNA processing. Lineage: Eukaryota; Metazoa; Chordata; Amphibia; Anura; Ranidae. The coding region runs from base 275 to 1168 and encodes 297 amino acids. The record is from RefSeq and is a predicted model, not a curated record.